Molecule: messenger RNA, 4123 nt
Organism: Caenorhabditis elegans
Lineage: Eukaryota; Metazoa; Nematoda; Chromadorea; Rhabditida; Rhabditidae
Gene: rga-5
Product: Rho-GAP domain-containing protein
Exons: 21
Coding region: 16-4041 (1341 amino acids)
Biological process (GO): signal transduction
Molecular function (GO): GTPase activator activity
Source: RefSeq, marked reviewed
CAUGCAUAACGUUUGAUGUCUUCGACUUCCCAAACAUAUUCAAAUUCUACAAAAAUCAAAGAAAUCAAUGUAAUUGUUGUUGGUGUAAGUGGAUCGGAAGCAGUUAAAGGACCUUCUGGAGUCGGUAAAUCAUUACUUUGUAAUCGAUUUGUUCGACCUGCCGCUGAUGAAUUUCAUCGGGAACAUUCGUCUGUGUUGUCACAGAUUGACUUUUGUGGAAGCCCUGUCAUCAACAAAGAUCACUGGUUGUACUGGGGAAGUCGGGUUCUGAGCAAUCCAGAGAGCUCAGCUUCAAAUAUCUUGAUCAGAGUUGCAGAGCAAACAGAAUUUUUGGACGACGAAACAUUUGAAACCAUCGCCGGUUGUUCGAAAUCUGAAAAUUAUUGUCAGAGAUGCUGCCAAACAAGUUUACAAAGCAGAGAUAAAUUAAUGUAUAUACAGAAAGAGCAACUAGGCCUGGAAAGUGAAUUCCCUCAACAAUUGCUCCCCAAUGGGAAAUUCAACGUCGAUGGCUUCAUUCUAGCUUGUGACAUAUCUAAACCAACUUCUGCUCACUUACACUCAAGCCAUGUGCUGAAUAUUGCAAAAGCUAUUUCAAAAACCAAGAAACCCGUGAUAAUAGCUUUUACAAAAUGCGAUGAAGCCAGUGAAGAAUGCAAGAAAAAUUAUUUGAAUUUAUUUUAUUCGACGAAAGAAUUGAAGCACAUUAUGAGUCAUGUACCACCAGUGGAGACUUCUUCUGUCAAAAAUGUGAACGUGGAAUAUUUAUUUGGUACACUUGCGAAUUUAUGUUUGAAGUCCCAGAAAAUAGUGAAGAAACCGUUGGCAUAUCACGAGGCUUCUCUUUUUGUGGAGCAGAGGAAUUUACAUGUCAAAUGUUGUUUCUCAACUCUUCUAUCUCAAGCAGUUCCACUUUGCACAUAUCCAAAAAAAUGUUUGAGUUGGAAUCAAGUUCUGGCAGAUAUCGAUCGACAUCCGGAUCUUAUGAAUUUUGUGACUGUUUUCGGAAGUCGUGUGGCAUUUGAAAUGUACGAAAGAUAUGUGUCAGAAGCGAAGGAGUUGUGGGCAAUUAAUAGACUCCGCACGCUGGUUCCCCGUCUAUUUGAGAUUUUCCAAGUGUUUCUGGAUGUGGUAGAUCUUGCUGAGAUGGAAUGGUCACAGGCAAGAGAUUUCAUGCGAUGUCAUCCAUUGUUCCAUGUUUUAUUCGAAUCUAACGAAUACAAUCUAGAAAUGUGGAGCCCGCCAAGUUCAUUCAAUAAAGACGAAAAGUCGAGACUUCCCUCUGAAAUCCUUCUCCUACCUGAAGCUGCAAAAGUUUUCGAGCAAUUUCGGCUAUCAACCCUAAAUCUUCGUCUAAAACACCAACUUGGCCAGGAAUUCGAGUACCUUCUUAACGAAAUCCCACAAAUUCUACCGGGAUGUUCUAUGGAAACCGCGUUCCCUCUGUUUCAAAACUUCAACGUAAUCAAGAAACUAACACCGGAUAUAGUCACUACAGUAUAUGACAGAUUUCAAAAGAAAUUAAUGGAAAAUGCUAGGAAACAGUUGGAAGAGUGCAUUCUAGAAGUCUCACCGGGAAUUCAACUUCAAAAUUUAAAAAUAAAAUCAUGGAAAACACCUGGAUUAUCGCAUUUUGAUAUGAGCAUGGAUUUUAAUCAAAAGCUUGAAACUGUGAAAAACUUUUUGGAAGUUGAUGAUAGAUAUGAAUGGAUGAGGAUUAUGGCGGGAGAACGAGAUCAAAUUAUUGUCAAUCAUCUUCCGUUUAUUUUCGAUGUUUCCCCGGUUAACUGUCCGAGCACUGAUAUGUGCAUUGAUCUCGUUGGCACAUCAAUUUUAAACGAUUUCUCGGAACAAAAUAGCACAUUUUGUGGAUCUUCUGGUUUUUCAGAGUGCUUUGAAGCAACGAGGAAGAAUUCUGGAAAAAAUAUGCCUAGGAUUCAGAUAUCUGCAAUGUGUGGUGAUCAACUUUCAAUCGAUUCUCUGGCUGGUGCACUCUUCCAUAACACACUAAUUCGGCCUUCCAACUACAAUUUCUCCAAUGAUGGUGCAACAUUCAUAGAGGUUCUUGAUGAGAAUACCCAAAUCUGGAAUAAUAUUGAAAUCAAUAUGUGCAGUUAUCACUCUUGGUUUCAUAAAAAUGACUCAAAUCCCAGUGAAUCAAUUGAUUUAAAUGAUGGAUAUUUAUUUGUUUACAAUUCACAAAGAGCUUCAAGUUUCAACUAUGCUCGGUGUGCAAUCGAAAAACUCGCCGAAACGAAUUCGGUGAAUUUCGAUUGUAUUUUGUUGUUGGCCGUGGUCAAGGGUGGUGGCAGUGAUUCAAUGAAGCUCAAUUUGGAGAAUUUAACCGAAGGCGCUGAGCUGUGCAAGUCGAUUGGAGCAAGAUUCUCAGCAAUUGAUUUUCGGAAACGAAAAACCAAAUCGAAUGGGAUAAAUCAUCAAAUGAUGGAAUUUCUUCAUGAUAUUUGUGAUGGACAGGUUCAACCAAUUACUUCCAAUGCUAAUUCAGAAAUAGACAGCAUAGAAAAUGAUCGUCCAUCAAUUCUCUCAUCGUCUGGAAUUCAGUUGCUAGCAAAACCGGAUAGUUCCAACAGAAGUAGACGGCCCAAGCCAGUUGUCAACUCAAAUUUGAGAAAUCGCGUAACACGAACGGAUCCACUAAUCAUGUCACACUUCUAUAGUCAACCGAUUGAAAUUCAACCGGCUCCACUUGCUACACCAGAAGCUGUCGAUUUUUCACCAGCUUAUUCGUUGGUUAAUGACGCAGUUCACACAGUAAUCCAAGUGAAUGGCUCAACUCCGUUAAAAAGUCCACCAACAUUUCAUAGCUAUGAAUCUUCGACGCCCGACUCACGGAGCACAACGUCUACGGUGUCGGGGUCAAGUCCAGCUCCCCGAGCAGUAUCUGCUGAUGUGACAAGACGUUCCCGUACCUCAAAUGUCUCACUUUCAACUGAUUCCAUAAAUCGUCUACAUCGAACGUCAAACCUUUUCCAACUUCGCCCCGAGGCUGCUCUUACUGCUGAACAAAAACGAAAAUCACUGUCAAUUGAAUCUCUGACAAAAGUUCCGGAAAAAGAAAAAGGAAAUCGAUUUGUACGGAAAGUUGCCACGUCAUUCCGACUACGUAAAAGCUUACUGGAUACGACUUGUGAUGGAGAAUCAGAUAAAAAAGAGAAUAAAAAGAAAACAUCUACAACUACAUCACCUGAACAAAUUUCUUCGUUUCUUGAGAAAAUGGCAACGAGAUCACUUCCACAAUCACCGAGAACCGAUAGAAAAGCGAAACUUUAUUCGUCGUUGAAUAGUACUACGGAAAAAGUGUCAAACGUGUUGUCGUGGCUUCCAUCAAAGACAUCGAAGAAGUUGAUGAAGAACAAAAGUGCAACUCAUGAUCUAAGCACAUCCCUUAUCAACUACCCUGCAAGUACGAGUACACAAGGAGUCAUUGCUGCAAAUGAAACAUUGGAGACAUUAUGCUCAAAAUCUCCUUCCCAAAUACCAAUUUAUCUUGAGAAAUGUAUACAAUUUAUUGAACAGAAUGGAGGUUUUGAACAAGAGGGACUGUACCGAGUACCUGGAAAUCAAACUCAUUUGGCAGAAGUUGAGAAACGGUUUUUGAAAUAUGGAGAAUUCGAUGUCUCCUCGUUUGACACGCCUGUCCACGUGGCAGCAACCGCCCUGAAGAGCUUUUUCUCGUGCCUACCGGAAUCAUUAAUACCGACGGCUUACCAUUUACGGUGGAAACAAAUUAUGAUGGUUUCAGAUGAUAUUAAGAAAAUCGACGGAAUCCGUGAUGCGUUGGCAAUUCUUCCGGUUUCAAAUCAAAAAGUCCUUCAAUAUCUAGUCACUCACCUCACAAAAGUGUCAUGUUCUCCAAAAACCGUAAUGAAUUCAAAUAAUUUGUCAAAAGUGUGGACGCCCACACUGUUUAGACCGGUGUUCGCUUCGUAUGAAGAGCUAUCUUCUGGUAUAAUUGCAUUUCAAUUGGCCUUGGAAAUGCUCAUUUUCAAUUCCCAUUCACUUUUCAAUCAAAGUUUUUAAUAAUUCUAUGACGUGGAUAAUUAUCGGGCCAACUCUUGUUUUUCAGUUAUUUUUUAAUGUUUUUUUUCUGAAUAAAGUUUUU